CCUAACUCUGCAAAUGAUAGUAGUACAUUUAUUCAGUAUUGUCUGUCACCUCCUCGCCCCAGUAUUAACUCCACAAGGGCACGGCUCUUGGUCUGUUUUGUUAUCUGAUGUUCCCCCUUCCAAGAACCUAGCACAGUGCCUGGCACACAGUAAGCGUCAAAUGAAUGAUGAUAUCUCUACUUUCCCUGGGGGCAGGCACGAGGGCUGCGCCUGUUUUUUCACAAUGUCCCCAGCCCCGAGGGCCCCGUGCCUGGAACACAGGAAGGAGUAAAAGGCAGCAUUGUCCUCAGGCGGCGCUUGCUCACUCCCGUGUCUCCGCCCCCUCACAGGUGGCGCCUUGUCCCCCGAUGGUCGCGGUCGCCCUGCUGCCGUGCCCGCUGUCCGGGCGGGACUUCCUCAAGGCCUCGCACUUUGCACUGGGGCCCGACCCGCGGCUGCACAUGGGCGCCAUGCAAUCCACGUCGCAUCGGGACUUCGGGGCGCACCCGGGAGGCACCCGCGCACCGCAGUGCCAGGAGCCGCCCCGCGGGUCCCUCUUCGCCCAGGACACGCGCUCGGCGGGCACAGAGCUCGGGUCGGAGACGCACUGUGCGUACGCGCCCCCGGGGCCGUCGCCGUCCGCGCGGUCGGAGACGCGGGAGCGCCCCCUCGCCGCGCAGGCCAGCGGCUUGCGCGUGCACGCGGGCCCGCGCGUCCGCACCGGCCUCUCCACCGUGCGCGCCGACUUCGGCUGGCCCGAGCCGCCGGCGCGCGCGAGCGAGCAGAUCCGCGGCGCGCGGCUCAUCUUCGACCGCGACUCGGUGCCGCCUGGCGACAGAGCCAAGCUGCGCAUCCCGCCCACCACCUACCAGGCGUUUUACGCCCCCCACGACCCGUGCCCACGGUCCCGCGCGCCCUGCUGCCACCUCGGGGGUCUCAACCCCCUCAGAUGGGACCACAGGAGACAGGAUGAUGGGACCUCCUACCAGAGGCACUUCCAGGCCCUGCCGAGCGCACCGGCCUUGAUGUGUAAGAGGGCCUUCUCCAGCGUGGAACUGGGAGACUUCAAGAUUGGCCAUGGGCCCAUGUGUUCGGAGCAGAAGCAAGCCUACAGGCCCCAGGGUCUGCCCCCAGACAGGUAUGACAAGGCCCAGGCCGCAGCCCACAUCCACUAUGUGAAUAUUCGUCCUGGAGAUGGCCUGUUCCAUGACAGGACCACCAAAGCUGAUCAUUUCUAUGCCCCAGAGCCAGAGCCUUUUGUCCUUCACCAUGACCAGACUCCAGCAUCGCACAUCCUGGAAGGAAACUGGUGCCCUGGUCCAGGCAGCCUCACCACCUCCAUGCAUUUCUUCCAUGGUCAGCCACCGCCCGUGACCGAACCACCCAGCCGCCACGUGCCUUACGAGAAAUGGAAGAGUCACGUGCGUCUAGGGGACUCCUCACUGCUCGAACAGUUCUUCCAGACCUCCACGGGCACGGACUAUUGCCCCCGUGGGACGCCAGAGAAGCCGCAGAAAGCGCCCAGUCUCCACUUGCUGCGUAGCAACCUGCCCCGGGGCACCGACGAAACAGAUUUUUUAACCACGAACCAGAAGAUGCUGAAGCCUCAUAGAACAGCUCCGGCCUCCGUGACUGAGGACAUGCUACAGCGGUGUAAGUAUGGCCACAUUGAGCCCCCGCUGGGUGGACAGCGCUUCUUCUCAACCCAAUACGAGCAUGAGUUUCCCUCCAAGUACCAGGGCCCAGCAGUGCUGAGAUUGGUCAAUCUGCAGGACAGCCAUGUGCCUCUGGGCUCCCCUCGCCAGUGGGGCUGUGGGGCUGGGAAGGUAGACCCUUGGGCCCCCCAGGCCCCCACCUACCCAUGCCCUAGCCAGCAAUAAACAGUGUCUUGGCAGCAUCCCACCCCACCCUCCAUCAGUCAGCCAUGAAAGAGGAUGCUUCGUGGGUUGGGGACGGUACAGGAGAGAGUGACUCCAUCAAAUAACCCUGAACAGACACUUCCACGGGCCCUGAAGAUCGCCCCGCUCUGGGCAAGGAGGCCAUCCCAGCUUGUGCAAAGGCUUGGCUGUUGGACUCAGUGUAAGGUGUUCAGGUGCACCAACAAAUCUGAAUGAUGUGAAGAGAGGAGUCAUAGCUUUGAACAGGGCAGUGUAGUGAAGGGCUGAGAACAGAUUCCUAGGGCUGAAUGGACAGAGUCCAAAUCUUAAUUCCUCUGUCCUGGGUAGUAGUCUUGGGCAAGGCACUUAGCCCCUCUGAGCCUCAUCUGUUUGCUCAUCUGUAAAGUGGAGAUGAAUGGUAGCUCUCUCAUUAGAAUGUUAUAAAUGAGAAAUGUACACACUUCAGUGUGUGUGGCUGGGGGUCAAGGAGGGAGAGAGCACUUCCCUUCUCAGCAUGAAGGUAUGGA
Molecule: messenger RNA, 2383 nt
Organism: Mirounga angustirostris (Northern elephant seal)
Lineage: Eukaryota; Metazoa; Chordata; Mammalia; Carnivora; Phocidae
Gene: SAXO5
Product: stabilizer of axonemal microtubules 5
Exons: 8
Coding region: 165-1859 (564 amino acids)
Source: RefSeq, a predicted model, not a curated record